CUGGGGGCCCUGGGCAGUUUCCCACUUUGGUAAUCCAGCCUUGGUCAAUGUCCAAAGUCCAUUAUAGCCUAUUAUGUCAGCCUAUAGUAGGUCUAAGUUUUCAGGACGGGCUUAUUUUGCUGCUAAAACCCCUGGUGACAGCUCUCUCUGUAUCGGGUUGGUUGGACUGGACAGUGCCACGUGGACGACGUCACUCGGUUUUGGGUCUGAACUCUGGUAGGUGGGGGUAACGGGGGUGCACACGGCCAUACAUAACAAGCUAUUUGGCUGCAUCAUGCCGAUCAUAUUAUGGAAAAUCGUUGCUCUUCAUCUCACGACCAUAACUACCUUCUCAUACUGUUUUCGUAACGAUGUGACUUCCGACGAUAAUCUACAAAUACCAGCGAUCGCUAAAUAUUUCAGCACAAAAGGGAGGUAUGAGGAAGUGAACCCGUACCUCAUAGAGGACAUACUCGCUGUAAACAGAUCGAUUUUACAGCCCCCGUCUGCGCAAUGUCGCGAAAUCCAUCUGACUGCAAUAAUAAGACACGGCACAAGAUACCCGACGACCAAAAACGUCAAGAAGAUGCUGAAGCUUUACGACCUCGUCAAGACCAGCGCCUCCGGCAAACAGAACUGGCUGCACGAAAUCCAGACCCAGUGGACGAUGUGGUACACUGAGGACAUGGAUGGCCGACUCGUCCAGAAAGGAGUGAGUGAUCACAAGCAUCUGGCCGUCAGGCUGUCAAAGCUGUUCCCCUCACUGAUUUCAGAGCAGAAGCUUCGAAGUGGACUCAUCCAGUUCAUAACCAGCUCAAAGCACAGGUGUAUCAACAGCACAAUAUCCUUUAAGGCAGGACUGACAGAGUUAUGGGAUAUUAAAGAUCAGGAGUUUGACCACGCAGUGAACGAUGCCCUGAUGAGGUUUUUCGACAAGUGCACCAGGUUUGUGCAGGAAGUUGAUAACAACCCCUCAGCUUUGACAGAAGUGGACAAGUUCAAGCAGGGACCAGAGAUGAAGAGGGUCCAGGAGAAGAUCGCAGACCGUCUUAGAGUCCCAUACAAUACCAUCACAGAUGACAUGGCUGAGGCUGCCUUUUAUUUGUGUGCCUAUGAGUUUGCCAUAAAGACCGUGAACUCCCCCUGGUGUCAGCUCUUCGAUGAGGUCGAUGCUCAGGUUAUGGAGUAUGCAAAUGACCUGAAACAAUUCUGGAAAAGAGCCUAUGGUUACGAUAUUAACAGUAAGUCAAGCUGCAUUCUCUUCCAUGAUGUCUUCAGUCGUCUGGACAAAGCAGCCAACGAAAAGACAUCUGGCCAGCAGGUGACUGAAGCUGUGACAGUCCAGGUCGGUCAUGCAGAGACCCUCCUGCCACUGCUUACCCUGCUGGGCUUCUUCAAGGAUACCCAAGCCUUGAAUUCCACCAACUACGCCGCACAGACCAACCGAACCUUCCGAACCAGCCACAUGUUGCCCUAUGCAGCUAAUUUAAUCCUGGUGCUGUACGACUGUGGGGGAGGCGACCUGAGACUGCAGCCGCUGCUCAACGAGAAGCCUGUGACUUUCCCAGGUUUAGGUGACCAGCAGGCCUCCAUGCCGCUCUAUCAAAACGUCAGAGAGCACUAUCGGGAACUGCUCCAAGGUUGUGACUUUGAGAAUGAGUGUCAGCUGUUCAAGCAUCCUGAAGAGGUUUAGGCAGACAUAAUGGAUCAUGGAAAAGAAGAUAUUAUGAUGGCUUUCUAGUGUUUUAUUCACAAACUGGAGUGAAAAUUGUGUUCCUAAAGGGAGCAUCUUAGUCUGAAUGCUUGUCCUAUGUAAAUCAUCUCACUUUUUGACCUGGUUAUUUAUCUGAAUGAAUCAACAGAGAGGCAUUACUCAUCCCCAUGUCCUAUGCCUGAGAAAAGGUUGCGCAUUUAGUGACUCUGAAACACCCCAUGAUGUCAGGCUAGGAAUUUCAUUUUAAGUUCACCUGUACCAAAACAGUAUUACUACUGCUAUACUGAUAUUUUAAUCUUGCACAGGUUCUUUACAUUGUUGCAAAACUUAGAGCAGAAAUUAAAGAGUUUAUUUUUGCAGUGUGCACAUUUUAAA
Molecule: messenger RNA, 2068 nt
Organism: Lates calcarifer (barramundi perch)
Lineage: Eukaryota; Metazoa; Chordata; Actinopteri; Centropomidae
Product: multiple inositol polyphosphate phosphatase 1
Exons: 5
Coding region: 275-1672 (465 amino acids)
Molecular function (GO): inositol phosphate phosphatase activity; acid phosphatase activity
Source: RefSeq, a predicted model, not a curated record